This is a messenger RNA of Gryllus bimaculatus (two-spotted cricket), 7009 nucleotides long. NCBI's taxonomy places the organism in Eukaryota, Metazoa, Arthropoda, Insecta, Orthoptera, Gryllidae. The record is from the annotation of a GenBank genome assembly.
GUGAUUUCGUACAAAAUAGUUUUGUUUUUUUAAAAUUCGAACUAAUAACUAGUUAUGAGAGUGAGCUUCUUUAAGGCAAACCGAUUUUACCAUAAAUAAGCCGCUAAGAGCUUCUUAGUAGGGUUUAUGUAUAGAAAUGCGUUAUUUCAUGGCAGUAAACAUACGUUGAAACUCGAAGAUGAGAACACAGUAUCGACUGGUGCGCGCUCUGUGCGUGGUAUCUGACUGUCGCUAACACGUCAACGCGUCAAACCAAAUUUCGAUUGAUCGACUGUAGAAUCGAUGGAAUUAAUGUGAAGUGGUAAGAUACAUGGAAGGUGUAAUUUGAUUGUAAUUUUCGUGGUCCUCCUGACAAUGGCUGGUUACAGAAGAGUAAAUUAUUAUGAACUUUGUCGGCUUUGCACGUCAAGUGAAGGCACAAAGAUGCACAUUUUCCGAGAAGAAGGGCGAAGAAGACAACUUCCUACAAAGAUUCAGAUUUGUCUACCUGUACAGAUUUGAAAGUGGCUCGAAACCUCUUAUAUUUACUUUUGAAAACUUGGAAAAUUAUGUGCAGAUGAGCUUUGAAAUGUUUGUUUUUAUUUUUUUAUUGACAUUACAGGUUUGUGAAGAUGAUUCAUUGCCAAAGAUCAUUUGUAGCCAUUGUGUGGAAAAACUUGAAAGCUUCUAUGACUUCAGGGAAUCGUGUGUGAAUGCUGAAUCAAUGCUUGAGAGCUAUUUUACAUCGUUACGGUAUUCUGACGAUUUGAGCAGAGAAGGAAAGGUAUAUGUGAAAGAAGGCAGUCCUCCUAAGAAGAAACCCAAUGAAAUUGAAAUUGCCAAGAACAAUCAUAAAGCAGCAGUCAUAGCAGCUCCAGAUGGUCUAAGUAGCCUUGUUCAAGCUGCUGGAAUCCAGAUUGUUAGCGAAGUUGAUGCUGCUCGUGUACAGCAGUACAAAUGUGCCAUGCAGAUGCCAGCUGGCACUCCAGGCGCAACUGUGAUGGAAACUACCUCCACUGCGACAGACCCCCGUUAUGCGUAUGAGGCAUGUGGACCCUCCAGCCCACGUUUAAGUGAUGCAAGUCCAAGUGCUACCACUGCAACUUCUGUUGAAACACACCAAACUAAACUGGAAGAUGGUAGUACACAGUGUAAUGAAACAGACUUCAAGAAUAAUGGGAUUACUCGACAUCAUCAGACAUCAGCUGACAGUAGUGAUGAGGGAGAGGUGGGCUCUCACCAGCAGCAGUUGCAAUCUGUUGCAUUUGCUGCAGCUGUUCCAGGUCAGGAAAUGCUAUUGCAUUUCAGCUUUAAACAGGAACGCGAUGGUGUCUUGCGUACAGAGGAGCAAACUGCCUUACAAAGAUCCUCCAUUGCUCAAAUCGGAGAGUUCCUGCGGAUGAAAAGUGCUAACAUUGUUGAUAACGGAGUACAAGCCUCUGUAGUAGAACUACCAACUUCUCCUAUUCGCCCAUGCAUGCGUUGUGGAAAAGCAUUUACUAAUGUGGAAGAACUACAAAACCAUGCACCAUGCAAUCAAGACCCCAUUGCAGACACUUCCCCAGACAAAGGUGGUUUAAGUGGAGGAACUAUUUCUUGCGAUGUGUGCAACAAAUUAUUUAAGAGAAAAGAACAUCUCUUUCAACACCGUAAACUACAUACUGGUGAGCGGCCAUAUGUUUGUUCCUCUUGCGGCAAGGCGUUCUCAAGAAAAGAGCACCUGGUGAGGCACACAGUGUCUCAUACAGGACAGAAAGCACAUGCGUGUGAAAUGUGUGGCAAAUCUUUCUCUCGGAAAGACAAUCUUCAUAAACACCGUAAAACCCAUGGUAUAGCUGGCCCUUACAUAUGUGAAUCUUGUGGUAAAUCUUUUGUUGUGAAACACAACUAUGUGAUGCAUAAGAGCAGUCACUCAUGUUCAGGUUCAGUAAAUGAUGAUGUAGGUGCAGCAUCUCUUGAAAAUCCACUUCCUUACAAAUGUGACAUUUGCAACAAGGGUUUUGCUAUGAAACAAUACCUUCUUACACACAAACAGAGGCACAGAAGUAGAGGAGCUCGAGCAAAUGCUGCUAGUGCAUCGAACACAGUUAACUUAGUUAAUGCCAUACCUGUUGUCCCAUCUGUAAGCGCACCAAGUGUCGCAUCUCCAUCUCAACCUGUGGUUGCUGUAUCCGUUACACCCACAUCACAAACUGCUACCACCUCAGGACAAAGUACAGCUGCUCUGGCUGUCCCGUGUGACUCAAGCCUUGUGUCUGCCUCUACAGUAAAUACAGCUGGACCUACAACAGUAGCUGUAGCCACUGUAGCAGUGGCAACCUCAGCUUCCACAGGUCACAAUCCCCAGUCACCUCAACAGCAACAACAACAACAACAACAACAACAACAACAACAACAGCAACAACAACAGCAGCAGGCUCUUCAACAGGCAGAACAACAACAACAACAACAACAACAACAACAACAGCAGCAGCAAUCACACCAGCAACAGCACCAAGAUGAAUCAGCACAACAGCAGGCAUCUCAGCCCCCUCCUCAACCUCCACAACCAACUACUGUCCAAUUGGACCCUUUGGCUUUAACUCAUAAUACUCCAUUGACAUUGCCAAGUUCUCCCCUUCUGGCCCCUGGUCUUCUGCAACAUGUUGCACCUGGGGUAACUGGCAGUUCUGCCAAUCCUACCAUGGCUAUUCAUGUUUCCUCUGCAGCCACUGCCUACCUCUGUAAUCCAUCGAAUGAUCUGUUGGAGACAUACAGACGUCUACAUUCUACAUGAUGGAACCCAGAAGUCUCAAAUUUUUUAUUAAGUUGGUAGGGGACACAAAUAUAACAAAAUGUAUAAAUACUAGUUUUUUAUAGCCUUUAAGUGCAUAUGUGCACAUUUUUAAUGUUGUGGAAAGACCCUAUCCUUUUAGUACUUUGUGUGUAUAUCCAGGUAAUUUAUGCCUGGUUGUAUGUCUAAAUGUGUUCUAUAUACAUGCAUAUUUAUCAAAUGUUAACUACACACUUGUCAUCAAGGCCAAAACAUUAUAUGCCUGAAACACAAUUGUCUCAGCAGUGCCAGUUUCAUGAAGAAAUGUAACAAAGGCUGUGACAGAGUCAUGCAUCUGGCUGCUGCUUUGUAGCUGUGUGGCAGAAUGCUGGCCUAGCCACGUGUUCCCUCUUCUACUUGCACUAUGAAUAUUUUCUUUAGAGAGCCAGCUUUGACAGUUUUUGUAAUUUCCUUUACAUUAAUACAAAUAUGAAGUAUUCAAAUGUAUGUGAUGUUACACCAUGUUGGUUUGUAUUUUUGUGCACCUUUGUUUUUCUCUUCAUAUUUUAUUUUAUUGUUAUUCGUUAUUAUAGUAUCUUAUUUUGUUGCUAUUAUUUUAAACUGUCAGAGCAUGGGCAUACAAAAAGUCUUUAAUGAUCUAUGUAAAAAAGCACUCUUCGAAGUGCAGGAAAUAUUCUUACUUCGUAGAAGAGUUUCAUUACACAUCGACUUAUUUAAAAAUUCUACUUAGUUGCCUUGAUAGUUGUAGAAUUGGAAAGAGACAAUAUUUACAAACAAUUCCAUGUAGUCUUGCGAUCUAUAAAAUGAAAGUGAGAAUUAUUUUUUCACUGCCAUUAUAAUUCUGUAUCAUAUUUUAAGGAUGUAAAAAAUAUAUUUGAAAAAAUGUGAUGGGUUGGAGCCAGGUGCUUGUGGUCUCUUUGGGACAAGAAUUCUACAUUUGAGCAAUGAAACAUUUUGAGAUUCUAAUUAAAAUUUCCAUCUAGCAAUAAGAACUUUUUUUUUUUCAAAUAAUUCAUUUUACGUAAAAAUGGGAUCAUAGAAAAUAAAAAAAUGUAUGAUGCAAAUUGUUUCUGUAUGCGCCUACAAUUUUAUGUGGCCUUAUAUAAGAAUGUUUAUUGUUAUUUUGUCAUAAUGGCAUUGCCUUUUGUGCAUCUCUUAAAUAAUCUAACUGCAUUUGUUAGCUUCUAUGUGAAUGGCCUAAACUAUAGGCUCUGAGUUUUGGAAUUUAUUUUAUUUUAAGCUGAUUCUUCAUUUUUUCCUUUUCCAAAUAUGGAUUGUGGAACACUAAAAGUUUAUGAAUUCAGUGAUACAUUUGACCUAAAAUAUUGUUAAAAUAGAACCCUUUUUCGUGAUUAGUAGACCUUUUCCUUCUUAUUUGGUUUAUAUUCUUUUGGUGGUUUAUAUUACAUUUGUUUCAUAUUCCUCGUGGUUAUUUCAUCUCGCUCUGUUAAUUUUACUUUCGAUGUGAAUUGCAUUGGGAUGCAAACUGUAAUUGUUAACAAAGUGUUCAAAUUUGACAGUUGUCAGAAAUGGUCUGUAAAUUAAUUUUCUAUUGUGCUGCCAAAAUGGAGUGUGUUGUUCAAAGAGCUGGUCCAAAGAAAAAUUGAUGAUUUAUUAUUGAUAAUAUUUUGUAAAUGGAAGUAUUCUUUUGUGCUGCUUAUCCAUUUUUCAAGGGUGCACUUUUCAAGUCUUGAACAUAAUCUUUAAGAAUAAUUUAGUCUUGAACAUAUAUUGGAAGAAGUCUUUUACAGUUUCACAAUUUCUUGGGUUUAUUGCUAAAAGCAUUAAUUUUCUUUGAAGUUCAUCUUUCUGGAGAUGCUGACCUAAGUUGAUGGAUUUAUUGCUUGCUUUUCUCUCUUUCUUUUUGUCUGUUUUUCCUUUUCUUUUUUUCCUGGUGGUUCUCACAAUCAGCUCAGUCUCAACUUCAUGCAUUGAAAUAAUAUUUUGAAUUGCAUGUAAUCAACAUGCAUUGUUGGAGUUGUAAAUCUCAUGAUAUAUUUUGUUUGUGAUAUGUAAAUAACAUCACCUAUUUUAUUUACUUAUAUUGUGCUGUGUAUUGCAUAAGGAAGUUUUGUACAGAUUUUGCUUGCAGACACUAUUAUAUCAGGGGGCCAAGCUUGUUCAUUGCUUCUGGCUGUUUGAGGAGUAGCAAUAUUGUGUUCUGUAUAUAUGUAAAAAAAUUAAUUGUUGAGUUUUCUAUUUUUUUAUAACUUGACAUUUACAAGUAUACACACACGACUGUUUUUUGUAUCCUGUUGUGUUCCAUUUUUUUUUAUUACAGAGCUGAAUUAUUUAUUGGAGUUGUAUUAUUUAGAUUUUUUAUAGUAUAUUAAGAAAAUACCAGGAAUAUUUCUUGCUUGUUUGGUUUUUUCUGGGCUUUUACUGACAUAGCCACCAAUCUAUGGGCGGAAAAACUACGCUGCUAUGUUAAGUGAAAAUUGUUAAUGUUUAUAACUUACUUAAUAAUUUGAGUUUGUUGACUUGUUUCUUUUGUUUUAAGAAACACAUAUUUAAAAAGAUUCUGUGUCAAAUAUCGCCCACAUUUGUUGUCAAUAAAAUAUUUAUAAUUUUAUUUGUAACAUGACAACGUUAGAAUAUUUUAUGUGUGAAUAUGGAUGGAAAAUGGUCAAUUGUUUUGAUAGUUUGUUUCUUAAUUAUUGAAAAAUAUGAAUAUUUACUAUUCAUGUAGCAUAUAUCAAAUUCACAAACCUUAAUAUUCUGAAUUUCUUAAAAAUACUUCAGUAUGGAAGGAUGUACAAUGUAAUGCAAGUUCGUAUUGCCUAAAUUUGCUUUGUAACCAGUGAAAAAGGUUUAGAGAACUUUGUGGAAGGACAUCUGACUGUUUUUCAUGCAUAUAUUAUGCAUAUAAAGGGUUAUUUAUGAUUAAGACUUACUUUCUCAAAUCUUAAAAUUGGGUUUCGCUUGAAUCUCAUUUUCUUAAUUUUCAACAACCAGAUGGUAAUAGCAGUAUUUACACCUUUGUUGCAGCAACAAGGUUUCAAAAUCCAUUGAAAGGUCUGAAUGUGUUCUUUUUUAUAUUCUUUGAUAGUUAUAUGCAAAUUUCUGUAAAUGUCAGUUCUGAUGAUUGCUUCUUGCGCAUCUACUAAGAAAACUGAAUGCCAUAUAGUUGCCAUGCCCACAUGUACCUUUGCAUGUGAAUAUUAUUUAAAACAUUUUUUUUAUUGUUACUGAAGUGUUGAAAAAUAUUCAGUUAUGUUACCUCGUACAUUGCUGUGUAAUGUGUCAUAUCAGUAAAUUGGUCAGUUAGUUUGUAUGUGUAUGUAGACAGUUAUGUUUGUUUUGUAAAUUUCUGUACAAGUUUUCUUUAUUCUUGAUGAAUGAUUAUUUAUAUUGUACAUACAAUUCAGUGAAUGUUCGGUUAUAUUAAAGAUCAUCCAAUGUUAAACAAGAGAAAUAUUAAUUUUGGUCCAGAUCUUUAUUAUGGAUUGGUUUCAUAUUGGUAUUCUGGAAAGCUCAUGUAUCCCUUUAUUUUUAUUUUUAGAGUUAACUUGUUGCAGCUCUUUCUUGAAUUAUAGACUUACAUUUGUUUGUUUUUUUAGUAUAAUUGCCAUUUGUGUAACGUAAGUGAUGUAAGACUUCAACAUUUUGGCAAUUAUGUUGACUAAUUAGUCUUCUGGAACUUGCAUUUUUGUACAGCUUAAAAUUUGCAUUACUUAUUUUGUGCUAGUAUUCAGAAAGUACUCCCACCUAGUUUGAGAUUGGAAAUGUAUGUUUCCACUCUGCCUGGAGAAAUAAUUUGUUCAUUAUUAAGAAAAACUGUGUGAACUCUCAAAAUUAGAGACAAGUAUUAGUCUUCAUUGGAAAUUUUAGGAGCGCAAAGAAUUAAACCAUAAGCGCUCUUGGAAUGGAUGUUAGUUACAAAGAAGCUCACUGUGGUCUCCGUUUAACUUUUGAAUGAGAAUAUUUUUGCAAAAGUAAGAUAAAUGUUUCUUGCAUGUUGCUUUUAGGUCUUCUAUUUUAUUUCUUUAGAAGUGUUGAUUUAGUAACCUUAAAAUUUCAGUUUUUUGAAUCAUUUAAAAUAAUUUAAACAGGUGGAGAAUCUGAAACCUUCUAGGAUUUAUCUUUAAAAAUAUGCUAAAAUUAAUUAUUUGUAAAUUAGCAUAGAAAGGAAUUGUAGUGUUUUAUGUAGUAUUCCAAAAUUAUUUUUAUUUAUUUAGUUUUCUCAAAUAAAUAUUUAACAAGCAUUUGUCCUCUAUGUAGAGAUAAUGUAUUUUUUUUUAUAAAUAUGCUUUUGGA